This is a messenger RNA of Sycon ciliatum, 1611 nucleotides long. RefSeq lists its product as uncharacterized. Lineage: Eukaryota; Metazoa; Porifera; Calcarea; Leucosolenida; Sycettidae. Gene Ontology annotation, molecular function: catalytic activity. The coding region runs from base 1 to 1611 and encodes 536 amino acids. The record is from RefSeq and is a predicted model, not a curated record. The transcript has a single exon.
AUGAGUAAGCUAAAUCCAGUUGCGCGGGAGUUCUACCCUCAGGCUGCUACCGUAUCUAUUAACAGACUGCCACAAUCUCAUUCAACACAUACCACCAUUGGAUUCCUUAACAUCUGCAGCCUGCGCUACAAGAUAGACACGCUGUCCGCUCUGAUUAGGGAAAGGACAUGGGAUGUUGUUGGGAUUGCGGAGACAUGGCUGGACGCGUCUAUAGCUGAUGGAGAAGUGAACAUUGAAGGAUACAGUUUGGUGAGAAAUGACCGAAAGGGGAGAAAAGGAGGUGGCGUCUUUAUUUUUUACCGGUCCUACUUGCCCAUCAAACCACGGCCGGAUCUCAACCAAGGGGACACGGAGGUAGUGUGGGUUGAGCUAAAUGGAAAGGCAGGCAAUCACUUAAUUGGCUGCAUAUACCGACCACCAGAUGCGCCAGUCUCCUACUGGUCCACCCUUGAGGCAUCGCUGCAUCAAGCUGCUAUGGUUACCUCAGCCGUCACAUUGAUGGGUGACUUCAAUGUCAAUAUCUCGCAUUCCCUGCCACAGCAUGCCCAGCCCCUUCUGGAUCUCUGUGGUGCAUAUGGCCUCACUAAUAUCGUCCACUCCGUUACGCGAGUCUCACCUCGGUGUCCAGCUGGCACUACUAUUGACCUGAUACUGACUACAGAGGAUAAGGAUUUGCAUGAUUGCCGAGUCCUGCCGCUUACACUCAGUGACCACUUUGGAGUUGAAGCAACCUUCAAUGCAAGACAUGCCCGGCCAGACAUCCCCAAGCAGCGUGUGCGUCGCCGUUUACAUAACAUUGACUUGGUUGCCUUCCGACUUGACCUAGCUGCUGCUGAACUUCAUGUGUACCCACCAGACUCUGAUGUGCAAGCCAUGUGGGACCACUGGCAUCAACGAUUCCUUUCUGUCCUCGACAGGCAUGCGCCAUUGCAGCAAUGCAAGAUUAAGACAGGCAAGCUCCAUCCUCCAUGGUCUGACAGAGAGCUAUACAAGAGAAACCAGCUGAAGCGUCGCCUGCAUCGAAAGUGGCUUGCUGACAAAGCCAACUCUGAAGCUCACGCAGCAUAUAGACGUGCCCGCUCGGUUGCUGCGAAUACAAACAGGUGCAAACGCAACCAGUACUUCCAAAGUCAGUGCCAAGAUAAUUGCCAGAACCCACGCAAGUUAUGGUCAGUCCUAAAUACUGUGACUGGACGCAAGAGACAAUCAAUCCAGCCGACAUGCGACAUCGAACAUGUUGCGUCCACGUUUGGCAAGGUAGUCUCUGAUGAUGCUCGACCUUCAGUUCUCUCUAUGCCUCAGGGACCACAGCCUCGGUCUGCCCUGACCUCAUUCCAACAUGUGCGUGCCUGCGAUGCUGAACAGCUUUUGAAGCGCAUCGACCCGCGCAAAGCAACUGGGAGCGACGCCAUCCCAGGCUUACUUCUAAAGUACUAUGCCGACCUGCUAGCACCAUCAGUUGCAGCACUUUUCAAUGCGUCCCUGACCUCCGGCACUGUACCCGCUGGCUUUAAGCGUGCGUAUGUGACCCCAUUGCACAAGGCUGGCGAUCCAUCUGUCGCCAACAAUUUCCGUCCUGUGUCCCUGCUCCCAAUUCUCUCGAAGCUCUAG